CUCCGCUGUGAUCACAAGAAAACAGCAACAUCAUCGGAAGCAAAUCAGCACUGCAUCCUAUAUCUUACUACACACCAGCGUUUUCAAGUCUCUCAAUCUUCCUAUCAAUCAUGUCUCAAGACAAGGCUAACAAGUCUUUUUGGCUUGCAUACUGCGAUGCUAUCAGGUCUCAACUUGGAGACCAAACCGGCGAGCAUACAUCCUACUUCUUCAGCACCAGAGCUCAGCGUGGACCACCUGCUGGACCGGCGAGUUUGAUUGAUCCGAUCUACGCCAACAUGGGUAUCUUCGAGAUCGGCGAUAGCCAACUGUACACCGACAACAUGUUCUACGUCCCUUCCAAGUCGAACUCAUUCUCUCGUGCGCUCCAGACAUAUAUGGAACAUGUUGACCUUGGCGCAGAGCCUAAUUCCACCAACAAGCUGAACUUGGCCACAGCAAUGCUCAACGAAGCGUCAGCAAAAGAAGCAUUCGAUGCUGCAACAGUCAAGGCCAAAGCAGAGUGGGUAGCACUUAAAAAGGAGCCAGACUUCAUGGUUCCGGGUGACACGUGGUUCUCCUGGAAGAGUCGCGAUCAACAGCAUCUCAACUCGCUAGAGUCAAACUACAACAGCGCGAUAUCUGCUACCGACUCUGCCACUCGAGAUGCCUAUGGUGACAUGGCGUUCUCGUACAUGAAGGACAAGCAGCGAAUUCGAGACGCUAUCAACGGCGCUACACCACUCUCAGGCCUCAACAUGCCCGUGGUAACGCUUGGAGCUCAGGAUGCCGACGCCAUCUUGAGGCAAAUUACGACCAAAGGCGUCGUGGCAUCACCCACAGCUGACUACUACGUUCCACUUUACUCAGCCCCAACCUACGCUGAGCAAGUGGCAGGUUGGUUGAGCACGGCGAGUGUUAAGAACAAGCCGCGCGGUGAAGUAACUAUCGACUUCAACAAAGGUAGCAAGGUUGACGAGAAGAGCUUCAAGCAUACUAACGCAGGCGGUGGCGUCUCAUUCGACUACGUGCCUUGGAUCUCUCUAGGUGUCAACGCCAGCGUGGACAACAAAGAAAGCACCAUGUUCACGCACGAGGAUCAGCUCAAGACUACUCUCACCAUGUCUUGGGACGACCAAUUCCGAAAGAUCGAUGUGAACUCGGGAAAAUGGGACAUUCGCGGCAACUCUGCCUACAAACUCAAGAGCGACGCCCCAGAUGGAGUCAAGGGUCUAGCUCGCGUCGUGCAGUUCGUCAUCGUCUCGAACCUCGCUUUCGAAGUCCAAUUCUCGGGCAACACGAUCGACGAAUUUGACAAGCAGGUCUCAAGCUCUGUAUCCGGUGGUGGAAGUAUUCGUCUCUUUGGCAUCCCCAUUGGCAUCAAUGCGCAUGCAUCGGAGGAGAAGAAUGACACUACACACAAGGCUGAUUGGGACUCCGCUACAGGAAAGCUAUCUAUCAAGCCUACGCCCGAUGGAGGCUUUGCCAGCAUCAUCGCGGUGAUUGGAGAGAAGGUUUGAUGAAUCAAGGCGGUGGUUGGAGGCCGAAGGGAGAUGGGAUGGAGGGGACCAUCUGGGCGCCAGGUGCUUUCUUUUGCCUUGUAGUCGGAUUUCCUUCCAGCAAUUUGCCUGUCAUUACCAGUAAUACAAUGUUGUUUUUCUCGCACUCGAUGAGUUGAAUCAACGUGUGGUAUGC
Messenger RNA from Alternaria rosae, 1674 nucleotides. RefSeq lists its product as uncharacterized. NCBI's taxonomy places the organism in Eukaryota, Fungi, Ascomycota, Dothideomycetes, Pleosporales, Pleosporaceae. The record is from RefSeq and is a predicted model, not a curated record. The transcript has 4 exons. The coding region runs from base 111 to 1499 and encodes 462 amino acids.